AUGUCGACUACAAUAUUGCAAGCCAUUAAUGGAGACAUACCACCGGAAAUCAAGUUGAAAUCCAGAGAUCCACUUAUGUCUGGAAUUCCUGAUGGUAUACUUGCCAUCAUAGCUCCAGUGAUAGCUUAUUGGUCUUAUUCCACUGUGUUCCAUUUAGUAGAUGUUUAUGAAUUGGCUGAAAAGUAUAGAAUACAUCCAUCUGAAGAAGAACAACUGCGUAAUAAGGUUCCAUUACAUCGGGUAGUUCAAGAUGUUAUUGUACAGCAUAUUAUUCAAAUUAUAGCUGCCAGUAUUCUUUAUCUGUUUGAGCCAGUUCCUGUGACUGGCGAUGAGCUUUAUCAUAUGUGGACUUGGAAACAGUUUCUUCCUUGGUUACCUGCUUCUUUAAUUUAUUAUGGCUAUAAUUAUGGAGUUUCAAUUAUCAAAUUUCUUGUGGCUAUUUUCAUUGUUGAUACUUGGCAAUAUUGGCUUCAUAAAACAAUGCAUCAGCAUCCCAAAUUAUAUAGAUGGUUCCAUUCUCGUCACCAUCAGUUGUAUGUGCCAUAUGCUUAUGGAGCUCUUUUCAAUAAUCCGGUUGAAGGGUUUCUUUUGGAUACUUUGGGAACUGGUAUUGCAGCUUUAGUUACGGGUCUUAGUCAAAGAGAAGCUACUUUUAUGUAUGUGUUUGCUACCAUGAAGACUAUUGAUGAUCACUGUGGUUAUGCAUUCCCCUGGGAUCCUUUCCAAAUCAUCUUCCCCAAUAAUUCAGUGUACCAUGAUAUUCAUCAUCAAAACUGGGGGAUCAAAUCAAAUUUCUCCCAACCAUUCUUCAUUAUUUGGGAUAAAAUCAAUGGUACAGAAUAUCAUUUCAUUGAAGAAUAUAAGAAAACUCAAAAACAAAUCACUUUUAAGAAGUAUAGGGAGUUUUUGGAUAAUAAACAAAAGAAGAAACAAUAA
Molecule: messenger RNA, 936 nt
Organism: Lizanozyma spartinae
Lineage: Eukaryota; Fungi; Ascomycota; Pichiomycetes; Serinales; Debaryomycetaceae
Gene: SUR2
Product: sphingosine hydroxylase
Exons: 1
Coding region: 1-936 (311 amino acids)
Biological process (GO): lipid biosynthetic process
Molecular function (GO): iron ion binding; oxidoreductase activity
Source: RefSeq, a predicted model, not a curated record